GUGUUUAUUCUCUCUACGCGUCGUCUCCUCUCUCGUCGCAUCGACCCCCCUCUCCUAGUUGGAGAAAGCGUCCAGAUUACUCCGAUCCCCUCUUCCACCCCUCGAUUCCAUCUAGGGUUAGGGUUAGGGUUAGGAUUAGGAUUAGGGUCAGGACUCUCCUCCUCUCUCUCUCUCCUCCGCACCAGCCCCUGCCCAUGGCGUCGUCCGCGCAGCUCCGCCUCAUGUCCGAUCUCAAAUCCAUCCGCAACGAGCCCCCCGAGGGUUGCAGCGCGAGUCCCUUGUCGGAUGAGAACUUGUUCGUGUGGAGCGCGACCAUAUUCGGCCCCGACGAAACCCCGUGGGAAGGUGGUGUAUUUGGUCUUCGGUUGACGUUUGGGGAUAAUUACCCUGCGAAGCCUCCUCGUGUGCGCUUCACUUCCGAUGUGUUCCACCCAAAUGUUUACACUGAUGGCACACUUUGCAUGGAUAUCAUUCAGGAUGCAUGGUCGCCUUGCCACAAUGUUUGUACAAUAUUAACAUCAAUCCAGUCACUUCUCACUGACCCAAAUCCUGCGAGUCCUGCAAACCCCGAGGCUGCUCACUUGUUCCAGCAUGAUCUUCAGGCUUAUAACAAGAGAGUGCGGCGAUGCGCACGUAGGUCUAUUGAAUCUGUGUAGCUCGUGGUUCUGCAUGUCAAUCCUCUUUCUAAUGUCAUUGGGCCUUUGUUGUUUCCAUUGUAGUGUUGUUGAUUGAAGAUAUUUUUCGAGUAAUAAUCUGUUGUUGGUGUCUUUGGGUUACUGAUGGUUAUCUGUUUGCUUCGAAUUACAAAUAUGAUAGAGAUCCUUUGUUGUAUGAAAAGUGGUGUCAUUGAGUUCAAAUUAGUAGUUGUGAACCUUAAUUUGCUGUAUGAAGAAGUGAUGUUAGUGUUGAAACUAAGUUUUGUUGUA
Ananas comosus (pineapple) is the source of this 926-nucleotide messenger RNA. Its product is annotated as ubiquitin-conjugating enzyme E2 2-like. The coding region runs from base 195 to 656 and encodes 153 amino acids. The transcript is spliced from 6 exons. The record is from RefSeq and is a predicted model, not a curated record. Lineage: Eukaryota; Viridiplantae; Streptophyta; Magnoliopsida; Poales; Bromeliaceae.